Molecule: messenger RNA, 1692 nt
Organism: Sorghum bicolor (sorghum)
Lineage: Eukaryota; Viridiplantae; Streptophyta; Magnoliopsida; Poales; Poaceae
Product: serine/threonine-protein kinase SAPK8
Exons: 9
Coding region: 279-1379 (366 amino acids)
Biological process (GO): intracellular signal transduction; protein phosphorylation
Cellular component (GO): nucleus
Molecular function (GO): protein serine/threonine kinase activity; ATP binding
Source: RefSeq, a predicted model, not a curated record
CGAUAAAACAACUUCAGCAGAAGUCACCAAGACCCAAGCGGUUAGCAAGGCGAUAAAAAGCCUUUCUCUCUCUUGGUCAGUGACAUCACGAACUCGUCGACGGUAGAGAGAGAGCAGGCUCUCCGGCGAUUUGAGAAGAAACGGGUAGCGAGAGCGCGUGGGUGUGUGUGAGAGAGAGCGCGAGGAGGAGCUGGGACUUGGAGACUGCGCCCGGGGGGCCAGGGUCACGGAAUCCUACCACUACCAACCCUAGCCUCCGUUGAUCGCCGUCUCCGGCCAUGGCAGGGCCGGCGCCGGAUCGGGCCGCCCUGACUGUGGGGCCGGGCAUGGACAUGCCGAUCAUGCACGACAGCGACCGGUACGAGCUCGUGCGCGACAUCGGCUCCGGCAACUUCGGCGUUGCCCGCCUCAUGCGCGACCGCCGCACCAGCGAACUCGUCGCCGUCAAGUACAUAGAGCGCGGCGAGAAGAUAGAUGAGAAUGUCCAGCGUGAGAUAAUUAACCAUAGAUCAUUGAAACACCCUAACAUUAUUAGGUUUAAAGAGGUUAUUUUAACACCGACCCACCUUGCUAUUGUCAUGGAAUAUGCCUCUGGUGGUGAGCUUUUUGAGAGAAUAUGUAAGAACGUGCGAUUCAGUGAAGAUGAGGCUCGCUACUUCUUCCAGCAGCUCAUUUCAGGAGUAAGCUACUGCCAUUCAAUGCAAGUAUGCCACCGUGAUCUGAAGCUGGAGAACACACUUCUAGAUGGGAGUGAUGCUCCUCGCUUGAAGAUAUGUGACUUCGGCUAUUCCAAGUCAUCUGUUCUUCAUUCCCAGCCGAAGUCCACUGUUGGAACACCUGCUUAUAUUGCACCUGAAGUUCUGUUGAAAAAAGAAUACGAUGGCAAGAUUGCUGAUGUUUGGUCAUGUGGUGUAACCCUCUAUGUAAUGGUUGUUGGUGCAUAUCCUUUUGAAGACCCAGAAGAGCCUAAGAACUUCCGCAAGACAAUUCAGCGCAUCUUGAACGUUCAGUACGCAAUUCCAGACAACGUGAACAUAUCUCCAGAGUGCAGGCAUCUAAUUUCGAGGAUUUUUGUUGGAGAUCCUGCUAUGCGAAUAACAAUCCCUGAAAUCCGGAAUCAUAGUUGGUUCCUGAAGAACCUUCCUGCUGAUCUGAUGGAUGAUGAUAGCAUGAGCAACCAAUAUGAGGAGCCUGACCAGCCAAUGCAGACCAUGGAUCAGAUCAUGCAGAUUUUGACAGAGGCCACCAUACCACCUGCCUGUUCUCGCAGUAUAAAUGUCCUAGCUGAUGGAUUGGACAUGGACGACGACAUGGAUGAUCUUGACUCUGACUCAGAUCUUGAUGUUGACAGCAGCGGUGAGAUUGUGUACGCAAUGUGAGUAACCAUCUCACUAGUCAACCAAAGAACCAAUCAGGCAUGGGAUGCCCUGAUGUUGUAUACUCUGGCAAAGAGCUAGCAUCCUUUUGUGAAAAAUCUUCCUGUAGUCUUCUCAGCGAAUCGCAACCUGUUCUGUGGAACACAGAUGUAGUCAAACUGGGGUUACUCAGCUUGUAAAACUAGCCUCCUCUUGCUUCCUGGUUACUGAGGUUUGGAUACUCCCGGGUUCGACCUGUGUGUUACUGUUAAAUAUGUACAAGAAACUUCUACUCAUGUUGAUCUGUCAAUUUGGACUCGGGUAGUGGUUUUGCUCA